AUGCCUACGAAUAGUAUCAAAUUACUUGCAGGUAAUUCGCACCCUGGGUUAGCUGAACUUAUCUCCCAAAGAUUAGGCUUACCAUUAUCUAAAGUCGGAGUUUAUCAAUAUUCAAAUAAAGAAACAUCAGUAACUAUAGGAGAGAGCAUUCGUGAUGAAGAUGUGUACAUUAUUCAGACGGGAUAUGGAGAGCAUGAAAUAAACGAUUUUCUAAUGGAACUACUUAUCCUUAUUCACGCCUGUAAGACCGCCUCUGUAAGACGAAUUACAGCCGUCAUACCAAAUUUCCCUUACGCCAGACAAGAUAAAAAAGAUAAGUCCCGUGCACCCAUUACUGCAAAGCUGAUUGCUAAUCUCUUAGAAACUGCCGGUUGCGAUCAUCUUAUCACUAUGGACCUCCAUGCUUCUCAAAUUCAAGGGUUUUUUCACAUUCCGGUUGAUAAUCUAUACGGAGAGCCAAGUGUAUUGAAUUACAUAAGGACCAAGACGGAUUUCAAGAAUGCGAUACUGGUUUCGCCAGAUGCUGGUGGUGCUAAAAGAGUUGCCUCUAUUGCGGAUAAACUAGACAUGAAUUUUGCACUGAUUCAUAAAGAAAGACAGAAGGCCAAUGAAAUUUCACGAAUGGUGCUUGUCGGUGAUGUUGCCGGAAAAUCGUGUUUACUAAUCGAUGACAUGGCUGACACAUGUGGAACACUAGUAAAAGCCUGUGAUACUUUGAUGGAUCAUGGUGCCAAAGAGGUAAUCGCUAUUGUUACACACGGUAUAUUUUCUGGUUCAGCAAGAGAUAAAUUAAAAAAUAGUAGGUUGUCAAGAAUUGUUUGUACCAACACAGUGCCUGUUGAUUUGAAUUUGGACAUACUCGACCAAGUUGAUAUCAGUCCGACGAUCGCAGAAGCCAUUAGAAGAUUGCAUAAUGGUGAAUCGGUCUCUUAUUUAUUUACAUAUGCACCUGGUUAG
This is a messenger RNA of Saccharomyces eubayanus, 957 nucleotides long. It is a transcript of the gene PRS2, whose product is annotated as ribose phosphate diphosphokinase subunit PRS2. Gene Ontology annotation, cellular component: ribose phosphate diphosphokinase complex; cytoplasm. Bases 1 to 957 code for a protein of 318 amino acids. Lineage: Eukaryota; Fungi; Ascomycota; Saccharomycetes; Saccharomycetales; Saccharomycetaceae. The record is from RefSeq and is a predicted model, not a curated record. Gene Ontology annotation, molecular function: magnesium ion binding; ribose phosphate diphosphokinase activity. The transcript has a single exon. Gene Ontology annotation, biological process: 5-phosphoribose 1-diphosphate biosynthetic process; ribonucleoside monophosphate biosynthetic process; purine nucleotide biosynthetic process.